Messenger RNA from Sciurus carolinensis (gray squirrel), 2946 nucleotides. RefSeq names its product tripartite motif containing 29 (gene Trim29). The transcript has 10 exons. The record is from RefSeq and is a predicted model, not a curated record. The coding region runs from base 100 to 1950 and encodes 616 amino acids. Gene Ontology annotation, molecular function: zinc ion binding. Lineage: Eukaryota; Metazoa; Chordata; Mammalia; Rodentia; Sciuridae.
CUGUGGCUGCCUGCCCCACUCCCUGCCGGGACACCCGCUGAGAGGUCACCCACCCCGCAGCCCCAGCGAGCCCAAACCAGACCAGCCCGGUGAUCUGCCAUGGAAGCCGCAGAUGCCUCCAGGAGCAACGGGGCGAGCCCCGAAGCCAGGGACGCCCGCAGCCCAUCAGGCCCCAACGGCAGCCUGGAGAAUGGCACCAAGGCGGAUGGCAAGGAUAGCAAGACGGCCAACGGGCACGGCGGGGAGGUGGCCGAGGGCAAGAGCCUGGGCAGCGCCCUGAAGGCAGGGGAGGGAAAGAGCGCCCUGUUCUCGGGUAACGAGUGGCGGCGGCCCAUCAUCCAGUUCGUGGAUUCGGUGGAUGACAAGGGUUCCAACUACUUCAGCAUGGACUCCGCGGAAGGCAGGCGGUCCCCGUAUGCGGGGCUCCAGCUGGGGGCCUCCAAGAAGCCGCCCGUCACCUUUGCUGAGAAGAAGUCCAUCUUCUCGGAGCCCCGGAAGCCCUCGGUGUCCAUCGUGGAGCCCGGGGAGGUCCGGAGGAACAGCUACCCGCGGGCCGACGGGAGCCUCCUGCGGUCCAAGUCCGGCUCCGAGGAGGUGCUGUGCGACUCCUGCAUCGGCAACAAGCAGAAGGCCGUCAAGUCCUGCCUGGUGUGCCAGGCCUCCUUCUGCGAGCUGCACCUCAAGCCCCACCUGGAGGGCGCCGCCUUCCGCGACCACCAGCUGCUGGAGCCUAUCCGGGACUUCGAGGCCCGCAAGUGCCCCCUGCACGGCAAGACCAUGGAGCUCUUCUGCCAGACGGACCAGACCUGCAUCUGCUACCUCUGUAUGUUCCAGGAGCACAAGAACCACAGCACGGUGACGGUGGAAGUGGCCAAGGCGGAGAAAGAGACAGAGCUGUCCCUGCAAAAGGAACAGCUGCAGCUGAAAAUCAUUGAGAUUGAGGAUGAAGCUGAAAAAUGGCAGAAGGAGAAGGACCGUAUCAAGAGCUUCACCACCAAUGAGAAGGCCAUCCUGGAGCAGAACUUCCGAGACCUGGUGCGUGACCUGGAGAAGCAAAAGGAGGAAGUGAGGGCUGCACUGGAGCAGAGGGAGCAGGAUGCUGUGGACCAGGUGAAGGUGAUCGUGGAUGCCCUGGAUGAGAGGGCCAAGGUGCUUCAUGAGGACAAGCAGAUCCGGGAGCAGCUACACAGCAUCAGCGACUCAGUGCUAUUUCUGCAGGAAUUUGGUGCAUUAAUGAGCAAUUACUCUCUCCCCCCACCGCUACCCACCUAUCAUGUCCUGCUGGAGGGGGAGGGCCUGGGACAGUCACUCGGCAACUUCAAGGAUGACCUGCUCAAUGUGUGCAUGCGCCAUGUUGAGAAGAUGUGCAAGGCCGAUCUGAGCCGUAACUUCAUUGAGAGGAACCACAUGGAGAACGGCGGUGACCAUCGCUACAUGAACAACUUCCCAACCAGCUACGGGAGCGAGUGGAGUGCCCCGGACACCAUGAAGAGGUACUCCAUGUACCUCACGCCCAAGGGGAGCGCACGGACAUCCUACCAGCCAGGGUCCCCUGGUCGCCUCUCCAAGGAGACUAAUCAGAAGAACUUCAACAACCUCUAUGGCACCAAAGGUAACUACACCUCCCGGGUCUGGGAGUACUCCUCCAGCAUUCAGAGCUCCGAUGACCUGCCCGCAGUCCAGGGCAGCUCCUCCUUCUCCCUGAAAGCAGGCGCUGGGAAAACCCCCUAUCAGUUCACCACCUUGGGACAGGCCACUGCAGAGUUUUCCAAGCCACUGGACCGCAGUGGGCUGUUUAAAAAUAAUCCUGGCUAUCCCUCCCUCAUACGCAGCCAGACCCCUAAGGCCCAGCCCCAGACCUGGAAAUCCGGCAAGCAGACUCUGCUGUCUCACUACCGGCCAUUCUACGUCAACAAAGGCAACGGGAUGGGCUCUAACGAGGCCCCCUGAGCUCUGGCAAGAGGGAAUGAGGCGCCGCCACCCCUGUCCUCUCUGCUCCUCCUGCCGCUCCUGCCUUCUAAGCCACUGUGCUCUUCCGGGUGGGAGGGCCUGGCUCUGCCUGCUGCCCCCAGUCCUCUGCCAACCCUCUCAGGACUCCACCCAGGCCCCUGUCCUGCUUGGUGUCUUUGGGUGGGCACCUCGUUCCUAUGCCGAGGCCAACCCACCACAGGGGUGAGGACAGGGCUGCUUCUCUCCCCAACCCGCCACCCUCCUCCUCGGGGUGGGGUCACUGAGGUCCUCAUGGUAUCAGCCUGCCCUCCUGCCCAUGCCCUGUGGUCUCCAAGGCCUCUUCCGCUGUGGUCAGCAGGUGCCCGGGGAGGCAGCUGCCCAGUUCCCAUCCCUGUAGGCCGGUCUUCUUUCCAGACACUUGGUCCUGAGAGGAGAGGACCAGCCCCUUGUCCCCUGGGUUCUCUCAGUAAUGCCCUCCUGGAAGAAACUGCAGGUCUGGUCACCGCAGAGCGAAGCCUGUGUCUUGACCUCACCCAGUCUGGGCCAUGGGUCUCUGUCAUAUCUACUUGGAGUCCCAGACCCCAGAGAGUGACAGGUUGACUUUAGCCAAGAGAGUCCCCUCUUCAACAUGAUAUAAUCCACUCAUGAAAAUAGCUACUGGCCCGGGCCACGCCAGGGAAAUACCAUUUACCUGUAGAAUCUCAUAAUUUCUAAUUAAUGGUUCUCCCUGGUGAUGGAGAACCAGCUGGAUCGUGGCAGCCAGUGCUGCUUACCAGGGUGUCUUAUGCUGCCCCAGAGGGGAGCCUGCCUCUUCCCUGCCUGCCCUCCAUGUCACAGGCCAUGGGGCCCCGGGCUGGGAGAGAGACCAAACCAGGAGCAGCGUGGUGGGGUCGUCUUUCACCCCAGGACUGAUGGGGUCUCGAGGUGGCCAGCUUGCAGGGGGGUGGCAGACUUUCAGCUUGGGCUUUCCCCUCCCGAAUAAACCAUUGUCACUCA